CAAAUCUCCAGACAAAAAGACUUGUCUUGUCCCUCAAGUCGCCAAAAAUAUUUCUCUAUUUCUUCUUUCCAAACUCCAUUGAAGAAGAAGAAUAAGAAGAAGAAGAAACACUCAAGAGAGAAUCGAAGCCGGAGCAGAUCAAGGAAAAAGACGAAUAUGGAGUGCGUAUUCGGACUGGUUGGGAAUGGAUUCGCCAUGGUUGUGGCAGACACAUCGGCCGUGAACAGCAUAUUGGUCCACAAAUCCAACGAGGACAAGAUCAUGGUCCUCGAUUCACACAAGCUCGUGGCCGCUAGUGGAGAGUCCGGUGACAGGGUUCAGUUCACUGAGUACAUUCAGAAGAACGUGUCUUUGUACCAAUUCCGUAAUGGGAUUCCGUUGACCACUGCUGCCGCCGCGAACUUUACUCGGGGUGAGCUCGCCACCGCUUUACGAAAGAAUCCCUACACUGUGAACAUUCUUAUGGCUGGUUAUGACAAGGAGACAGGCCCAUCUUUGUUCUACAUCGAUUACAUUGCAACACUUCAUAAACUUGAGAAGGGAGCAUUCGGUUAUGGAUCCUACUUUUCACUCUCGAUGAUGGACAGACACUACCACAGUGGCAUGUCAGUGGAAGAAGCAGUUGAGUUGGUCGAUAAAUGCAUCAUUGAGAUUCGAUCCAGACUAGUUGUGGCACCUCCAAACUUUGUGAUCAAGAUUGUCGACAAAGAUGGAGCAAGGCAGUAUGCUUGGCGUGAAUCGAUCAAGGAUGCUAGUGUUGUUCCUUCUGCUUAAGGUUUAAGCGUCAUGUCAUCAAUAGACCCUUCUAUUUUCUCUAUUGUUUUUGGUGUUUAGUUUGAAUGGGCAAACAGGGAAAGCUGAUAUCCUUGUCUGAACUUACUCAAAAGUAGAUUUAUUUCUUUUGAAUUUCUUAUAUGCUGGAAUCACUAUAAUUUGAAUGAUUGAGGGGGCAAAAGAAUGAAGUACUACUUAUGUA
Humulus lupulus (European hop) is the source of this 976-nucleotide messenger RNA. Its product is annotated as proteasome subunit beta type-2-B. Gene Ontology annotation, biological process: proteasomal protein catabolic process. Lineage: Eukaryota; Viridiplantae; Streptophyta; Magnoliopsida; Rosales; Cannabaceae. Gene Ontology annotation, molecular function: peptidase activity. The record is from RefSeq and is a predicted model, not a curated record. The transcript has 3 exons. Gene Ontology annotation, cellular component: proteasome core complex; nucleus; proteasome core complex, beta-subunit complex. Bases 157 to 774 code for a protein of 205 amino acids.